This is a messenger RNA of Quercus robur (English oak), 570 nucleotides long. RefSeq lists its product as uncharacterized. Bases 1 to 570 code for a protein of 189 amino acids. The transcript has a single exon. NCBI's taxonomy places the organism in Eukaryota, Viridiplantae, Streptophyta, Magnoliopsida, Fagales, Fagaceae. The record is from RefSeq and is a predicted model, not a curated record.
AUGUUAUCUAUUGGUGGUAAAGAGAUUCUCAUAAAGGCGGUUGCCCAAGCCAUUCCAACGUAUGCUAUGAGCUGUUUUCUCUUACCCAAAGGGCUUUGUGAUGAAAUUGAAGGCAUGAUGAGAAGGUUCUCGUGGGGGCAAAGAGAUCAAGAAUCAAAGAUUGCUUGGGUGGGCUGGAAGAAUCUUUGCAAAUCCAAGCUAAAAGGGGGCAUGGGGUUUAGGAACUUCCAAGCUUUCAACUUGGCCAUGCUAGCAAAGCAAGGAUGGAGAUUGCUCUCUAAUCCCCAUUCUCUUUUAGCUCUAAUUUACAAAGCAAAGUAUUUCCCACAUGGUGAUGUAUUGAACUCAAAGCUUAGCUGCUGCCCAUCUUAUGCUUGGCAUAGUAUUUUUCGAGCUUUAGAAGUUAUAAGGUGUGGCACUAGAUGGAGAGUGGGGAAUGGUCAGCGAAUUCACGUUUGGGAUGAUAAAUGGCUCCCUACCCCUACUACAUAUAAGGUUGUCUCUCCUCCUAGCCUUUUUGAUGAUUUUCCGAUGGUCUCAGCUCUUAUAGACCAUGAAUCUAGGAAAUGA